AUGCAGUUCACCAUCUCUUCCAUCGUUAUGGCCGGCCUUGCCUCUGUCGCCAUGGCUGCCCCGACUCCUGAUACUCCCACCACCGGCGGUGACGGUGCUCCCGGCAGCUUCUUCCUCGUCGUCCAAUCCAAGGACAACCAUGUCAAUGGAUGCGCCGUCUCCUACCACACCGGCGCAGGGCUGUCCGACGCGACCAUCGCGGACUGCGGACCCGCUCCGCCAAAGGACUUCACCUUUGUCAACAACAAGAUCAACUACCUCAACUACGGUGACGAUAUUCCCUCGGCGGUGAAUGCGCAGAACGGCCUUUCAAGCUACGACAACUGGGGCAGUGUUGUCAUCAAUGCCGGUGACGCCGGUUCCAACUUCACCUACGAUCUGGCGACAGGGUUCCUGCAGCAAGAGAAUGGUCUUGGUUUCCUCGCAUGCGGCUGGGCGCACAAUGGCACGUGGCAGCUCUUUGCUCUCAGCAGCCAGGAUGCCCCCAUCCUUCCUAACUGUGAGGCUGUCACUGUCAAGCGUGGUUGCUACAACUUUGACCCCAACUGCGUCAACAACACCUUCUAA
Messenger RNA from Microdochium trichocladiopsis, 567 nucleotides. RefSeq lists its product as uncharacterized. The transcript has a single exon. Bases 1 to 567 code for a protein of 188 amino acids. NCBI's taxonomy places the organism in Eukaryota, Fungi, Ascomycota, Sordariomycetes, Xylariales, Microdochiaceae. The record is from RefSeq and is a predicted model, not a curated record.